AUGCAGGACAUUAUUGACCAUUUACCUAAACUACCUGAAAUCCAACAACAAAAACUCACUAUUCCUGAAUUCGAUGAAAUAGAAGUCAAAGCAACUGACUCAGUAGAAAUAAAGAAGUUCAUACGUAAAGUAAAUUAUGAAUUCCUUGGUUUUCAUUGCAACCAUAAAGUUAUGGACAAAGAUUGCGACAUGGUUUAUAAGAAUGUUUCUGACAUAUAUAAAUCCGGGGAGUUUAAGACCUACGACAACUUUGUUUCGUUAGUUGCAGAAUGUGUAUGGCAGAUAAGAGAUAAAGAUAGAAGAGGUAAGGUAUGGAAUGAACAAAUAAGACCCGCUAUGUUUGAGAUGAAGAGAGCAAUUGACGCUUUAGUUGUUUUAGCUGGUUUUAUUUCAAUGUAUAACGCAAAAAUGAACCCACAAUGUUCUAAAUGUAAAGCAGCAAUUAGGAAAUAUAACUACUCCGUCAAAGAGAUAGAAAGAAUGCGAAACGACUAUGCAGACUUAAAGAAAGAAGCAGAAAAGCCAGCAGAAGAUAAAAUGGACAUGUUAGCAUUUCUGAACAAAAACUAUCCAACAGCAGAAGAUUUCCUAUUAUCUGACGUCAAGAAGAAGUAUAAAGAAACUUUCGGCAUUGUUAAAACAUUCGAUGUACUAAAAGAAGAAAUAGAAGCUACAAAACUGUUUAGGAUUUCAAAUAUACAUCGUACAAUUCAUGUAAAACGCUUGUGA
Messenger RNA from Trichomonas vaginalis G3, 729 nucleotides. RefSeq names its product organellar and viral DNA polymerase type B. Lineage: Eukaryota; Parabasalia; Trichomonadida; Trichomonadidae. The record is from RefSeq and is a predicted model, not a curated record. The coding region runs from base 1 to 729 and encodes 242 amino acids. The transcript has a single exon.